AUGGGCCAGAACGCUUCAUCAAGGUCUGCAGAGUCUGUUGAAGGUCGACUUAUAUUUAGGGAUGAAAAGGAAAUAUUGGAAUUUUUUGACAAUCAAGCUGUGCGGCAAUUGCAUGGGCUGGAGCUAGUUGCAUUUCAAAAUAAUAUAGGUUUAGAUGCUGACCUCAAGGAUUAUUUGAGUUGUGAGUUUUUGGUGCAAUUGUGCAAGCUUCCCCGUCAUAAAUAUGGUUUCGUGAAGGUGUUUUAUCAAAUGAUUGGAAAUGCAAGCAAGUUUCCACUGAUGGGUGGUGGUGCUGGAGAAGAUGUGCCUACUUUUGUGGGCCUGGUUAAGGCCUGUUUACUCUUUGACUAUAAGAAACUCCUGAAGUAUGCGCAAUGUAAAACGUAUGAUCAAGUUUCUUUGAUAUUCAUUUUAUUGGCGUUGGAGCCUCAUGCUAAGGUUAGUAAGAAGGAACUUGGAAGACCUCCAUCGUCUUAUGAUGCUAGAAAAAUUAUGGAAUCGUUUAAUGAUAUAAAUCUUGAAACUAUUGAAGUCUCAGCUGACGACUUGCUACAAUUUAUGACCUUUCUUUUGGUGAUUACCAAAUAUUGUAUAUUUGAAAAUGUUGAGGUGAAUCCAUCCAUAUAUGAAAAUUGGAAAGAUUACGAAUCGCAGGCGUUGAAUAUAUUGCGAACUAUGAACCCAUGCAUUGUUAGUUAUUCGGAUGCUGCGAAAAAUGUGGUAACUUUGGCACAGUUUAAGGAUUGUAUAACAGCUGUUUGCCCAAAUUUGCUCACACCUCUUGGUGUAUUCAUGAAGCAUGUACUUUACAAGUCUGAACAUCUAGUCUCAGACAGUGGUGCCACAAUUAAUGAUCGAUCAUCGACAGUUAUGACAGACCCCUUAUUAGCUCAACUUUGCACCCUGUGGCCAAAACAUAUAAUAUAUCAGAAUUUGAAAAAGUUAUUCAUUGCUAAGCAAUCUGGAUUUUCGAUUCGUUCUUUCCAGGCUAAGGUAGUCAAUUGGAUGGCUCCAUCUAUAUUACUUGUGAGUGGGAUGAAAAUCAUGGACGAUUCCAAACUAUUGGCCAAAAACCAAAGAUAUAAGAGCUUCUUGCAAGAAUAUCCGAAACUAAAAGAUGAAGACCAGAAGGCAGAUUCCAUCGUUGGCGGGAAACGUAAAGUUACCUUUGCUGUGUUUGUGCAUGAAGCUUGGAAAGUUACCAACAAGGAGCAAUUUGGAAAUUUGAAAACGUUAAUUUUGCAACUCUCUCCACGACAAGAAGUAUUUCAAGCUAGUAAGAAUGGUAAUAUAUAUUUCAAUACAGUUGGAGGUGGUAUCGGAAUAGGCAAUUCUCAACCAGUAAUAAAAUCUUCAGGUAAGAAAUAUUUUCCAGGAAAUGUUUCAUUGACUAUAGAUCCAUCAUUUGAGUUUGGCGUUUUUAGAAAUGUGGGCCAUGGCGGAUCUAUUUCCCCAGGGAAAUUAUUUUUAGAGCGACCUGAUGUUGAACAGAGUUUGGAGUGUAGGUUCAUUAUUCAAGAUGUAGAAGUAUGGGGUUGCGGUGGGGACAAAGAGUUUGAAGCCCAGCUUAAACAGUGGGAAUGGGAAGAAGCUGAAUCUGAGAGGAGGCAAUAUAUUAACUUAAGUAGCAUAGGCGAAGAUAAAGCUUUAUUAGAAAUGGUAGGGUUGGUUGGGCACCAUCAAAGUGGUGGCUCAUUGUAA
Molecule: messenger RNA, 1701 nt
Organism: Eremothecium cymbalariae DBVPG#7215
Lineage: Eukaryota; Fungi; Ascomycota; Saccharomycetes; Saccharomycetales; Saccharomycetaceae
Gene: RTC5
Product: Rtc5p
Exons: 1
Coding region: 1-1701 (566 amino acids)
Source: RefSeq, a predicted model, not a curated record